AUGUCUCCCCGCCUGCGAUGGGCUGUGGGUUGUGUCGCAGCAGCGUGGAUCCUCAGCAUCAACCGCAACUGGCUCCUCAAGGCCCUCAACCAACGCUACAAGGGAAAGCCUGACCCAAGGCGUGAGAUUUUCAUAGUAACGGGUGGUGCGACGGGUAUUGGUGUUCUUGUAGCCCAAAAGCUCGACGCUGCCGGCGCGACCGUCGUCGUUAUCGACGUCUCUAGGCUCAGCUACACACCGGGUCGUAGAACCUCUCACAUUCAGUGCGAUGUAAGCGACGUCUCGAGUGUGGAAAAGGGAGCUGCGGAGAUUACUCGCCUCCAUGGCACUCCGACAACAUUGGUAGCAAAUGCUGGCAUCGUGCGUGGCCGCAAUCUUCUCAACGCAAGCGAUGACGACCUACGCCUCACUUUUGGUGUAAACGCAAUAUGA
Messenger RNA from Bipolaris sorokiniana ND90Pr, 432 nucleotides. RefSeq lists its product as uncharacterized. Lineage: Eukaryota; Fungi; Ascomycota; Dothideomycetes; Pleosporales; Pleosporaceae. Bases 1 to 432 code for a protein of 143 amino acids. The record is from RefSeq and is a predicted model, not a curated record. The transcript has a single exon. Gene Ontology annotation, molecular function: oxidoreductase activity, acting on the CH-OH group of donors, NAD or NADP as acceptor.